AUGGAUCUCAUCCAGCUCAACCGCGAGUGUCUCCUGCACCUUUUCUCCUUCCUGGAUAAGGACAGCCGCAGGAGUUUGUCUCUUACGUGCGCACCGCUGCGUGAAGUCUUCCUGGACCCCCGGCUGUGGAAUGUUCUCCACUUCAGCUCGCUCUCUCAGCUAAGGAGCGACAACUUUGUGCUGGGACGCUCCUUGCGUCACCUGUCCAUCUGCUGGUACUCUAGCAGGGUGCUACAGGUGUGCAACAUCGAGGGCUGGUUGAAGAGCUCCUUUCAGAGGGACAUCUGCAGCAAACACGACAGACUGGUCAGCACCUUCCUGGCUCGUGUCUGCCGCUUGUGCCCGAACCUGCUAUCCUUGAAGCUGUCCGGCUGCGGACACAUCACCGAUCAGGACAUGAUCAUCCUGCUGCGGAACUGCAGGAAGCUGCACCGCCUCCACCUGGAGAACUGCGUCGGCAUCACAGACCGCAUACUGGACGGGGCGGUGGCUGACGGCUCCAGCCUGGAGGAGGUCAAGGUGGACUUCUGUAGGAACAUCACACAAGAGGGGCUCAAGGCUGUGCGAGAGAAGAGGCCCGAGCUGAGGCUGAGCGCAGAGAGGAGCGCAAGCAUGAUUCCAGAUAGUAAUCCUGAGGAGAAGGUGCCGCUCACGAGAAAUUUGCAGAAACUCCUGGAGUUCUCCUGAUAGCAGAACCAGUGUUUUUCAAAGACUAUUUAUUAUUUAUUGACAGAGAGAUUGUCUUUUUUAUUGGGUUUGUCUUCACUUUGUGUUUUUCUACCUUACUUUCCUGACUUUAUAGUUUAUACUGUAAUCCCCCACCCACUAUUCGACCGAGCCCUGCCGCAAAUAGCGAAAAACCAUAAGUAACUGAUACCCCCCGCAAAUGUUUACUUUUUAUAAUUGUGUGUCAUAAUAGUUAAUCCAUAAAUAUAUCACAAACUAUGAUUCCAAAAAAAUUACUGUAAUUUUAUCUUACAACAUUACCCUUACAAAUAAAUGGUUUACAGAUCA
Messenger RNA from Phyllopteryx taeniolatus (common seadragon), 1014 nucleotides. RefSeq names its product F-box and leucine-rich repeat protein 22 (gene fbxl22). Gene Ontology annotation, molecular function: protein binding. Gene Ontology annotation, biological process: SCF-dependent proteasomal ubiquitin-dependent protein catabolic process. Gene Ontology annotation, cellular component: SCF ubiquitin ligase complex. Lineage: Eukaryota; Metazoa; Chordata; Actinopteri; Syngnathiformes; Syngnathidae. The record is from RefSeq and is a predicted model, not a curated record. Bases 1 to 687 code for a protein of 228 amino acids. The transcript has 2 exons.